This is a messenger RNA of Andrographis paniculata, 776 nucleotides long. RefSeq lists its product as uncharacterized. Gene Ontology annotation, cellular component: cytoplasm. The transcript has 2 exons. The record is from RefSeq and is a predicted model, not a curated record. Gene Ontology annotation, molecular function: oxidoreductase activity, acting on a sulfur group of donors, disulfide as acceptor; protein-disulfide reductase activity. The coding region runs from base 27 to 557 and encodes 176 amino acids. Lineage: Eukaryota; Viridiplantae; Streptophyta; Magnoliopsida; Lamiales; Acanthaceae.
AUUGUGCGCUUCGAGUCUCUGUAGCUAUGGCUGGCCUGAUGGAAGCACUGUUCGUCCCUCGCGCUUCCGCAAUUCCUUCUUCCUCCUUGGCUCCGGUGGCCGGAUCCAGCGCUGUCAGAAUAUCCGAAUACAGGGGACUCAGGAUCCGGCCGGUUCGCUCAUCGGUGAAGCUAAGGUCAGCGUCGAGACUCGCUCGUGGCCGUGGUAGGAUCGUUUGCGAGGCGCAGGAAGCAGCUGUUGAAGUGUCUGGUGUUACUGACUCGACUUGGCAGUCUCUUGUUCUUGAAAGCAGUUCACCUGUUUUGGUGGAAUUUUGGGCACCGUGGUGUGGCCCAUGCCGUAUGAUCGACCCUGUUGUUGUUAAACUGGCUAAGCAAUACGCUGGAAAGCUCAAAUGCUACAAGGUCAAUACUGAUGAGUGCCCUUCUAUUGCGACCCAAUAUGGCGUCCGGAGCAUUCCAACCGUGAUUGUCUUUAAGAAUGGUGAGAAGAAAGAAGCAGUGAUUGGGGCAGUCCCAGAAUCGACAUUAACAACCUGCAUCGAAAAAUUCUUGUAGAAGGGUGAGGGUAUGUAUAUACACAAUUCUCUCGAAGAUCCAGUCUCAUCUACACCUAGACCUGGUCUUAUCCUUGUUGCUGCGCAAAAAUGGCUCCGAUCGACCUUUAAGGUAUGAUGUAUUUAGUUGCCUUGACGCUGAUCUAUGAUAUGUUUAUUUGUGGAAUAAGUGAAUUGUUUUUCGAUUUGGUGCUAAAUAUGUUGUUUUGAAAUUUUAUGA